Molecule: messenger RNA, 587 nt
Organism: Chaetomium fimeti
Lineage: Eukaryota; Fungi; Ascomycota; Sordariomycetes; Sordariales; Chaetomiaceae
Exons: 2
Coding region: 85-552 (155 amino acids)
Molecular function (GO): endonuclease activity
Source: RefSeq, a predicted model, not a curated record
CAGCAAUCUAAACAAUCCCCAUAACCUUGCCCUCAACAAACACCAUCACCCACGCCCCUUGGCAGUUCCAACCUCCUUGCCUUCAUGGCAAUGGUUUCACUCACUCGCGCACAAGCGAGGGUACUCUUUUCACAAAGCCCAGUCCGCGCACAAGAGUCCUUGGAACUCCGCCUCGUUUCAACACCAAAGUCCGGGUUCUACUACAACACGGUGCUGGUGCCAAGCAAGAAUGGUGGAUAUGUUCAACUAAGCUUUGAAGGCGCAAACAAGUUUUGUACUCUGGGGGAGAUGUUGGUGUGGGCUCAGGGCUUCGUUGUCGAGGGGGCAAUGCAGGUUUCGCACUUAUGCCACGAUCCCCUCUGUACUGUGGCUGCGCAUGUGGUGCGGGAGACAGCGGCUGAGAAUAAUAGGAGGAAAGGGUGUGUGGUUUGGGUGGAUUGCCCGCAUUGUUGCUUGAAGAUUCGAGUUUGCGAACACGCCCCUAUAUGUAUCCGAUAUGCGCCAGGUUACGAAACCUUGGCCGAGUUCCUUGAAUGGGGACUUCAUACCUAAUGUCUACUUCAUCUGGGGGUUCGUGUUUUAUGGGG